This is a messenger RNA of Prionailurus viverrinus (fishing cat), 1855 nucleotides long. RefSeq names its product nudix hydrolase 17 (gene NUDT17). The transcript has 8 exons. The record is from RefSeq and is a predicted model, not a curated record. Gene Ontology annotation, molecular function: NADH pyrophosphatase activity. The coding region runs from base 753 to 1745 and encodes 330 amino acids. NCBI's taxonomy places the organism in Eukaryota, Metazoa, Chordata, Mammalia, Carnivora, Felidae. Gene Ontology annotation, biological process: NADP+ catabolic process; NAD+ catabolic process. Gene Ontology annotation, cellular component: cytosol.
UCCAGGAAGAACUGCAUAUAGGAUGUGACUAGAAAAUAGGGCAUAAAUCCUGCCAGAACUGAGGCUGGAGAGACGGGCAGGAGCAAGGGGUGGUGGGUCCUCGCUAUACUGUGCUUAGUAGGUUACCUUCUGAGCCAUAGGAAGCAAGAUGAUUAGCUUUGUGUUUGAGAAAGAUCACUCUGGAAGCAGCCUAAAGAAUGAAGUAGGGGAAGGACUGUUUUGGAGACUUGGGAUAGUAUCUCAGGCAGAACAUAAGGAAGGCUUGGACUGGAACGAUGGAGGCUGGAGAGAGACAUGGAUUGGAGAAAGUUUAAGGAGGUAGAAUCCGCUGCAUUGGGUUGGCAUUUGAAUGAGAAGAAAAAGGGAGGUGUCAAAAAUGUUUCCUGAGUGUCUGGCGAGGAGUCUUACGCAAUUAAUUCGUGGUGGCACCUACUAUGGGAGGUAGGUGCGCGCAGAGCGACCGCGGGCGGCUGAUGGUUCAGCCCUUGGCCGGCGGGAUUGGACACGUGAGUUGAGAAAUCAGUCUGGGAUCACUCUUCUAAACAGAGAAGAGGGGAAGAAAGGGGAAGCUGAGAUUGAGAGGUUUUCUUCUUUGUCUCUUAGUAACUAACAUUGCACCCGUGGCUCAUCCCCCAGGGUUCUGCCUAAACGUCCCGGGGCGUUUGGCGGAAGCUUUCUAGGUCCCGACCCUGCGAACGCUGGACCAGCAGAGGGCGCCAGGUGGGCCGCGGCCCCAACCCCAGGGCGGCGUUAUGGCCGCCGCGCGGGUGCUGCUGCUCCUGUCCGGGCGCGCGGAGUCGCCGAGCUUCGCCCAGAGUGUGUGUGGCCUCCUGGGCGCCGGGCCAGGGCUCGGGCCGUGGCCCACGCACUGCGGCUUGAAGCGAGGACGACUCGUCCUCUCGGACGGGCCAUUCCCAGGCUCCUCGGCCAGGCUUCCGCUCCAGCGACCCCCUUUCUGCCCUUUUGCGGCCCUGGACCAGCAGCUCAGGACUCCGGGGGCCGAGCUGCCCAGCAACCGAGGUGUGGAUCUGGGUGUGGCCGUCCUUCUGCAGUCCAGCGACCAGUCUGUCUUGUUAACGCGCAGGACACGCACCCUCAGCGUUUCUCCCAACCUCUGGGUACCCCCAGGUGGGCACGUGGGACUUGAUGAAGAGCUGUUGGACGGAGGGCUGCGAGAGCUUCAGGAGGAGACUGGACUACAGCUGCCCCACGGCCAGUUCUCUUGGGUCCCUCUGGGGUUAUGGGAGUCUGCCUACCCUCCUAGGCUGAGCUGGGGUCUCCCCAGAUACCAUCACAUCAUUCUCUAUCUACUCGUGGUCUCCUGGGAGUCACAGCAGCAGCUGCAGGCCCGGAUCCAACCAAACCCAAGUGAGGUGAGUGCCUUUAUGUGGCUGGGACCAGAGAUAGCAGCUGCCGUGGCUGCUGCAGAGGAUGGGACAGAGACACUCACACAUCUUCCCCGGGACCUACCACCCUCUGUCCUCCCUCUCCUGCCAUGGCGGGAGGAUUCGGUGAAGUGGGCUAAGCCACAAGGCACAGCCCAGACAGGAGCUGUCACCAUGCAGUACAGUGGAACUAGGGGAGGACGAAAGAGCUCAACCCCUGCCCUUGCCCACAUCCACGCUGCUGCGGACGACCCCGACCACAGCAGAAGGCAACGAGAGGGUCAGCGCUGGGACCAAGUUUGCCCUCAGGCUCUGGCUGCAGCAUCUGGGCAGGUAGAGCCGGAAUGGCAGCCGAGGUGACAGGACAGUGCUUUUUGGUCGGGGGCAGGUCCUCCUCAUCUGAUGAGCUCUCUAUUGUCAAGUCGAUAACUUCAACCUUCUUCUUACUCUCUGAUGGAUUGCCCUCUUGG